AUGGAAUCAGAACAAACUAACAUAAUCCCAAAUCCUAUGCCAGAUAAUUCAUCGUCCGCAUCUGUAAACAAUCAGUGUGCUGUUCCACCUGUUGUUGCGGCUGUGCCCGCACCCGUUGCUCCCCCAGCCAGUGUUGUAACCAUACCCGUGCCCGUAGUAAAUAACGAAGGUACUUAUGCUUAUAUUACCAUUAAAGGUUCCCUACACGAUCGUUCCUGUCAAAUUUUCGGCUUGAACGAUACCGAGCUGCAGGCUCUUUCGAAACGCUUUGAGAACGGCAUUAAAGCUGUGGUGAACGGUGUUAUGAUCUCAGCCUCACCCAUGACUAUGAUGAAUACAUUGGCACAAUUAGGUUACAAAGUUAUAUGCAGCUCUGGAGAAGCCGAAAUUUGCUGGACCAUGCAACGUGAAAUUUAAAUGCAACUGUGGCAAAGUAUAUUUCUAAAUUUUAACAACAAAACAAAUUCAAAAUAGUAUCAAAACUAAAUACACACACACACACACAGUUACAUAUAUAGAUAUAUACUCAUAAAGACAUUUUCCAAGAAAACUAAAAACACUCUGAGUGCAAAAAAGCAUAAACAGAAAACAACCGAACGAACACAUCAAUUCCCAUCUCUACACCACAUAUUUUGAGUCAACGAUUUUUUGUUUUUCGAAAUGGAUCGACACAAGGCAGAUCAUUGUAAAUGCCACAAACAAGUCCAGCCAGCC
This is a messenger RNA of Stomoxys calcitrans (stable fly), 714 nucleotides long. RefSeq lists its product as uncharacterized. Bases 1 to 417 code for a protein of 138 amino acids. NCBI's taxonomy places the organism in Eukaryota, Metazoa, Arthropoda, Insecta, Diptera, Muscidae. The transcript has a single exon. The record is from RefSeq and is a predicted model, not a curated record. Gene Ontology annotation, biological process: negative regulation of biosynthetic process.